Entrophospora sp. SA101 is the source of this 1551-nucleotide messenger RNA. NCBI's taxonomy places the organism in Eukaryota, Fungi, Glomeromycota, Glomeromycetes, Entrophosporales, Entrophosporaceae. The record is from the annotation of a GenBank genome assembly.
AUGGAUUAUUGCGAUUUUUAUGAUUCGAAUGACGAUUCCGACACAGAUACUUGUGAUGGAUCCCUAGACCACCCGAACGAAUUGGAUAAAAAAGCGUUUCUACGUGGUAGUGAUAUUUGGCAGCAUGUAACCAAUAACCAGUACUCCAAAAAGGGACCAAUAAACUCAAAAAGUAUUAGCGAAGUUGGUGGACCACCAGGUGCCUUCAAAGUUCUUUUAUUGGGAGGAACUGGAACUGGAAAAUCAACCGUAAUCAAUACAAUUUCAAAUUACUUUCUGGGUGGUACUCUUGAUAAUCUGAAAGUUGUCAUUCCAACAGCUCAUCUUGAUGUGACUGAAGAAGAAUUCGAUCAUUCUGAAACUGAUAUCGAUGAUGUGACAAAGAGUAAAACCACAAAAUGCAACACAUAUGCUUUCAAUCAUCCCGAAAAUCCUGCUUAUAGAUUUAUCUUUAUUGAUACCCCAGGGUUGAGUGAUACAAGGGGUAUGGAACAAGAUGACGUUAAUAUCAAAGAGAUAAUUGAUACAGCAAUUAGCGUUGGUUCAAUAUCAGCUAUCGUAGUUAUUGCUAAUGGAUCUGAACCUAGAAUGAAUCCAACAAUAAAACUCGCUUUGGUUCUCCUGGCAAAUAACUUACCUGAUGCCAUGAUCGAAGAUAACCUUUUCCUAAUUUUAACAAAGUGUACAAAGGAAUCUACUGAAUUUUCUGUCAAUACUUUUACAGAACAUCUUGGAAAGCCAAGGGAUAUUUUUUAUAUGGAUAACCAAGCAUUUUGUAACGAUCCUACAACCAGGCCAAGAAGUGGUAUUGGUUAUAAACUUCUUAAGUUGCAAUGGAAGAAUUCCAAAUCAACAAUUAAUGAUAUGUUGAUAAAAUUUUCUCUGCCACUCUCUAAACCAGCCGAACACUUUAGGAAAAUGAAACCCCUUCGAAACCAAAUCAAAUUUGAGCUUUUUGAAGCAGCCGUCAACAUUGCGAAUAUUCAAAAAGUGCUGGAUGAAAUAAAAGAAAAAGAAGAGUCUCAUGCAGAUAUAAAUGAAGAAAUCACACUUGAGAAAAUUGUUCCUGCCAAUUAUCAUAGUACAGUUUGUAUCAUACAUACUGAUCUUAUUUGUCAUGACCGUUGUUAUCUUAAUCGUACCGUGGAACAUGGAAAGAAUAUUCCAUUCAAUUAUUGUGCUUGCAUGGAUAGUAAAAGCAUAUGCAAAAAAUGUGGAUGUGGUCCUACAAGCCAUUUCCAUAAAAACGUUAAAUUAAUCAAAGAAACCAAAAGACUUUGCGAAAUUAUUAAAGAAGAAUCUGGACUUCCUGAGCUUGAAGCUGCUGCUGAUGAAAAUUACAAAAAAAUUAUGAAGCAUUGCAACGAUCUUAGAAAAGUUGUCUCUCGAUUUAACUUUGUCGAUGAGCUUAAUGCAAAUGUUGAAAAGUUGAAGUUGGACGCGAAAACAUUAAGAAAUACUAGUGUGCGAAAUAAUUCAGAAACAAAAAUCGGAGAACUUGAACAAUUGAUAAACGAUUUGUCAUCUAGAAACCCGAUUCUUAGUAGAUAA